This is a messenger RNA of Aplosporella prunicola CBS 121167, 915 nucleotides long. RefSeq lists its product as uncharacterized. The transcript has a single exon. Lineage: Eukaryota; Fungi; Ascomycota; Dothideomycetes; Botryosphaeriales; Aplosporellaceae. Bases 266 to 778 code for a protein of 170 amino acids. The record is from RefSeq and is a predicted model, not a curated record.
UGCAUUUGGCGAUUCCUGUUUUUUUGUUGUUGCGCGGAGUUUCAGGAUCCUCGUGACGUCGGCUGGGCAGCCAACGAGAGGGCAGGUGAAAAAAAGCACUUGGCAGCAGUUCCACCUCCAGGGCCCUGGAGAUUCGCGCCCGCCCACUCGUCCCCCUUGCGCCAAUCCUUUGCUGAGCCUGCGCAACCACCACCGCAACCGCAUUGCUUUUUCCCUUUGUUGCUGCACAGGACGCUCACUGACCUCCCCAGGGCCCGUGGGACCGAUGCGGCCGUUGCUUUUUCCCUCCAUUAUUUUUUUUUCUUUCUCGACCGGGCUGAAGAGGCGUCAUCUGCUUAUUGUUAGAAACACGGUCCCGCACUUCUGCGACGACGACAUGCAUGCUGCGGGCAAAGGGAACGAGGCUUUUUUCCUUAUUUCCCUGCGAGCUGCGCGUGGGGCCUGCACUCAAGACAAAACCUCAGCAUUGUCGUCCGUCUCCACGCUGCCAUGUUGGCAGCCGGCUGGAACCAUGCUCGUCUUCUUUCGCACUCGGCCGGGCCUAGACAGGCUCCACCCUCUCCCGAUCAUGCCGAACUGCUGCACACCAUUUCGCUCGUCUCCGCCGACGCGGGCUCCGGCCUUUGUUUGCGUUUGCUCCACAGCCGCACGGUUGCUAGGGGCCAUGUUUUUCCCUCCUGUGCCCGUUGCAGCUCCCAUCCGAUACUCCACCAUCGACGUCGCCUACCACGUAGGGCUAGUAUGCGGGCCCGGCAUCCUCCGACCAGGGUCGUGCUAGUCCAGAAGAGAAAGGAUGCUCGAGACGGUGUCCAACGUCCCAAAGGCCGUGCUCUACGCGCCCUUGCAGCCAACUGUCUACGGACGGCGGGUGAACGGUACUGUUUGUACGCGCUCUCAUCAACAACAUCUGUACGU